AUGGUUAUCUCUAACGGGCUCGCCAUUCUGUUCCUCGCGUCGAUGGCACGGGCUUGGAUGGCCACGGGCCAGGCGUCAAACUUCAACGUAAGCGAGGAAGUAGCUUUGACAUACGGGUGCAAUGAGACAUGCCAAAAAGUCCUGUCUCUCACAAACGCAGCCGACCUUAAGACGCUUGGAACCGCAUUCGACUUUGACUUCUACGCAACGGCAGAUAAUUUCUCUGCGUCGGUUCCAGGCGACUUGCUGAAACUAGGGGCGAUCAACAGUUCUAACCUAGAUGUCCCUGCUGGAAUGACUACAUUCCGAUUCCAGUAUACUUCUCGAGACCUAGAUGGAAGUCCCGUGCCCUCAACAGGAUUUAUCGCAUUCCCAUAUGCAAAGCCUGCCCAUGGUGGAAAGAUUCCUCUUGUCGCGUUCGCUCACGGCACUAUUGGUGUUUAUCGUGGCUGUGCGCCAUCAUCUUCUCCCGAUGUCUUCAACUAUGAUAGUUGGACCCCACUGAUAUUCCACGGUUAUGCCGCCCAUGCAAAUGACUUGUAUUAUUCGGUACAGGCUGCUCGCAAAACCUUUCCUGGAGUUUUCACCGAAGAGUGGAUGAGUAUUGGUCACUCCCAAGGAGGCGGCGCGGUGUGGAAGCUAUCUGAGCACCCACUUGUGCAAAACGCCAGCUCAGGAUAUCUAGGGACUAUUGCAGUAUCUCCAGGAGCCAAGCUCUAUGACACCGCGAAAGUUGUCUUUGAUUCGAUUCUUCCUCGACCAGACUUUCAUCAGUUUGUUGUCUCUGCUGAGAUGGGCCCUCUUGCCUACGGAGUCAUGCAAGUAUUUCCCAACUACACGACUCCAUGGCUUGGUAACGGUAUGAUACGGAGGCUUGGUCUGACCACUCUCUUACAGUCCUGUACCUUAGCGUUUAUGGGCAUGUCAUUUGACUUGCCACGAGAGGAACUCAUUGCGCUUGAUGCAAAUCCAGCAGCGGAUGAGACACUGAAGCAAUUUCAAGCUAUCAAUGCCCCAGCACAAGGUGAUCCAGCUUCACGACCAAUCCUAGUCAUACAAGGCUGGAAUGACACUUCAAUCCUUCCUGAAACCACCGUGGCGGCAUAUCAGGACGCUGUCGCGGCAGGGAACGAAGUCCACUUGCUCCGCUAUCCUGGACUCGAUCAUUCCGCGACUAUAACUGCUUCAGCACCAGCAUGGCUGAAAUUCUUGGACGAUCAGUUUGCUCACAAGCCUGGAUGUGGUGCAUCGACGGAUGUAACAGUUCAACCAUUUGAUUUAACCGUAGCAAAAACACCGUUGGAGCUUCCCUUGAACGAAGAGCCACUAUUAGGCUUUCUGCGGUAUUAGAUGUUGG
This is a messenger RNA of Talaromyces proteolyticus, 1357 nucleotides long. Its product is annotated as Alpha/Beta hydrolase protein. Gene Ontology annotation, biological process: lipid catabolic process. Gene Ontology annotation, molecular function: triacylglycerol lipase activity. The record is from RefSeq and is a predicted model, not a curated record. The coding region runs from base 1 to 1350 and encodes 449 amino acids. The transcript has 2 exons. NCBI's taxonomy places the organism in Eukaryota, Fungi, Ascomycota, Eurotiomycetes, Eurotiales, Trichocomaceae.